GGGAAGGAGGAUGGAUGGUGGCCAGGCUGUGCAGGGCUGGGCUGCGCAGGAGCCAGCUCCUCCCUCUCGCUAUUUAUUCCUCCCCGUCGCUCUGCGGCCGAGGCUGAAUCACCCCGAACUGAGCAAGCAACGGGCUCCUAGCCGCCAUGGCCAGGCUCCUCCUCACCUGCUGCCUGGUGGCCCUGCUCCUCGGCACCUGGACCGACGUCGCCCUCUCCAAGAAGAGCAAAGGCAAACCCAGCGGAGGCGGUUGGGGCACUGGGAGCCACCGCCAGCCCAGCUACCCCCGCCAGCCCGGCUACCCCCAAAAUCCCAGCUAUCCCCAUAAUCCGGGCUACCCCCACAACCCCAGCUACCCCCACAACCCGGGGUACCCCCACAACCCCGGCUACCCCCACAACCCCGGGUGGGGACAGGGUUACAACCCAGCAGGCGGGAGCUACCACAACCAAAAACCAUGGAAACCCCCCAAAUCCAAGACCAACUUCAAGCACGUGGCGGGGGCGGCGGCGGCGGGCGCCGUGGUGGGAGGUUUGGGGGGCUACGCCAUGGGGCGCGUCAUGUCGGGGAUGCACUAUCGCUUCGACAGCCCCGACGAGUACCGGUGGUGGAACGAAAAUUCGGCGCGUUACCCCAACCAGGUCUACUACCGGGACUACAGCAGCCCCGUCUCGCAGGACGUCUUCGUGGCCGACUGCUUUAACAUCACGGUGACCGAGCACAACAUCGGCCCCGCCGCCAAGAAGAACGUGUCGGAGGCUGGUUCGGCCGUCAACCAAACGGAGACGGAGCUGGAGACCAAGGUGGUGACCAAGGUGAUCCGGGAGAUGUGCAUCCAGCAGUACCGCGAGUACCGCCUGGCCUCGGGCAUCCGGCUGCACCUCGCCGACGCCUCCCUCGCCGCCCUCCUCCUCCUCACCCUCUUCAUCAUGCACUGAUGCGCCCCCACAGCUUCGAGAUGUCACCCAUGUCCCCGUGGGGGGACCUCCCCAAACCUCCCCGUUCUUGCUUGCGGUCGUCUUUGGUGAAGAGCCCUUGGGGCGCGCGGGCACCGACGCUCCCCACCACCUCCCCCGGAGGCUUUGGUUUAGGCAACUGGAUGAAAAUUUCCUUCUCCACCCCAAAAGGCGCCCCCGGCGUGACAGGACAGCGAUGGAGCUGGAUGCCCAAAAGAAAUGGCCUUCAUCACCACCUCCUCCUCCUCGGGACCUGCCCGAGAGGGAUCAGGCAGAGAGAAGUUCACCUGGUCCUUGGCAUCCCUGCAAGAGCGUUUCUGAGAGUCAUCUUUGCUAAAAAGCAGGGUUUUACCUAAUUCCCUUAAUCCCGCUUCCACCACAACCCCUUCCCCCAGGGCACAGUACAGCGUUGCAUCCGAGCACCCAUAUAUAUCUAUAUACACACCCCACGGGGGUAUAUAUACCCCACCCACAUACCCCAUAGGGGUUUUAGGAGGGUCAGAUAUGGGGUUUUCAAGCAACAAGCUACUGGGUUGCAAUUUUAACCCUUUAAUCCUAAAACUCGCCCUUCCUCGUGUACAUACGGACCUGCCCGCUCCGCGCCUCGCAUGCUGCAAAUAUCUCCUGCAGCAAUACACAAAAAUAAAGUGAUUUUUCUUUUUUUUUUGCUGAAACCCCGGCCGGGUUUCGCUUGACCCCCUGCGCCGCUUUGCUUUAGGUUGAGCCUCUUUUUUAGCCUUUCUAAAGGCAAAAAGUGCUGCUGAAUGCCCCCAAAACCCCCAGAGCGGUAACACUUGGUGUGUCACAGCCUGAGAAAAAGCUGGUUUGGAGGUUCUGUAGGUGACAACUCACACUCGCUUCAGCACCUUGGCCUAAAGGACGUUAAAAAUACAGCAGAAAGGAUGCUCAGGGGGGGUCAAGCAUGUAGCAAGAGACUUAAGUCAGCUCAAUCAGAUGGUUACAGCAAACAGCAUCAGGAAAACCAGGCCUGAGGGAUGGGAGAUGCUUAAAAAAAACAAAACAAAACAAACACCUUUUGCAAUUAAUUUGUGGAAACAGCGGGUGAAAUUGAUGCUUCUUGUGUUUGGGUCGAUGCUGGGUCACGUCUAACCUGUAGCAUCUGUAAAGUUGCACUUGUCGAACCGGUCGCCCCGAGUUAUAUUUAAUAUCUCUCGUGUAUUUUUUUUUAUUUUUUUUAAAUUUUUUUUUUUUUGCAAGGCACUGAAUGACACCCUCCUAAAUAUUUUUUUCGCAUCGGUGUAAGCUAAGUGAAGAUAGAGAUAUAUAUAUAUAUAUAUAUAUUAAUAAAAUAGAGAUAAAUCUUUCAGGAUAUUCACCGGAAAAGCAGGGCUUUGAGGUAACCCCUACUUUGUGAUACGCGAAUGUUUUGUAAAUCCGUUAACGGUGCAUGCACGGAAUUUGCCGUUCUGAUACUUUUCUAAGUGUUCGACGUCUGGUACAAAUUAAAACAGAUAAAGCCAAGAUGCA
Calidris pugnax (ruff) is the source of this 2444-nucleotide messenger RNA. It is a transcript of the gene PRNP, whose product is annotated as prion protein. Bases 147 to 938 code for a protein of 263 amino acids. Gene Ontology annotation, biological process: protein homooligomerization. The record is from RefSeq and is a predicted model, not a curated record. NCBI's taxonomy places the organism in Eukaryota, Metazoa, Chordata, Aves, Charadriiformes, Scolopacidae. The transcript is spliced from 2 exons. Gene Ontology annotation, cellular component: membrane.